ACAAACGGCUCGACAGCGCCCUCUAUGUUCUGUAUGAGUCCGAUAUAGAAGUGAGACCGGAAGUUCUGGGUUUCUUCAUCCGGUGUGUGGAGUAAGCGCUGUAAUGUUCUGUUAGUGCCGUUAGUUAAUUAACCCAAUAACAGUGUUACAGCUACAGACACUUACAGCUACAGACACUUACAGCUACAGUACAGACUGACAUGUGGGACCCUGAUGAAGUGGCCCGGAUGUGUUAUGAACGCUACAUGACGCUGCCUCCAAAAGGGAAACCGGAAGCAGGUCGUCAGUGGACUCAGCUCGCGGCGGUGGUUCAGGUCACGUGCUGUCCGGAAACAAACACCGUGCUGAAGGAGGUGGUGGCUUUGGGAACGGGAACCAAGUGCAUCGGGCGCAGUGCUAUGAGCCCUAAAGGUGACGUCCUGAAUGACAGCCACGCCGAGGUGAUCGUCAGGAGGAGCUGCAUAAGGUACAUGAUGGAGCAGCUGUGUGUGGGGAUGAGAGGUGGUCACAGCUCUGUGUUCUGUCGCGCUGAUCAAACAGGGAAGUGGAGAAUUCGUCCUGAAGUCUCCUUCCUGUUUUUCUGCAGUCACACCCCAUGUGGAGAUGCCUCUAUCAUCCCCAUGAUGGAGAGCCAGGCUCAGCCCUGCCCACCGGUCCCCCGAGCCAAUCAGGAGUUGGAGCAGGGAGACAGGAAGCGGAGUGCUGAGAAUGAGACGGGUGGAGUAAAGAAGCGUGUCAGAGUGGACAGACAGCAGGACAGUGGUGUAGGGGAUGACAGAGUGGGGGUGGUUUUAGGUAGUGAGUGUGUGGAGGUGAGCUCAGGCGAGCGGGUGUGUGACGUGCACCGCACCGGGGCGAAGUGCGUUCCUGGGGCGCAGAGCGACCCGCGGGGGCCGGGGCUGGACUUCCACACGGUGGGUACGUUGCGUGUGAAACCGGGCCGAGGAGAACCCACACUCUCGCUCUCCUGCAGUGACAAACUGAGCCGCUGGUGUGUGCUCGGCUUCCAGGGGGCACUGCUGAGCCACUUCCUGCAGGGGGGCGUGUACUUUAAGGCUGUGGUGGUGGGGAAGUGUCCUUACAGCUCACACGCGCUCCACCGCACCAUCACAAGAUGUGUGAGUGUGAUGGGUUUACCAGCAGGAUUCUCUCCACACACUCCUGAGCUCCUACAGUCCAAUGUGGAGUUCACACAUGGUCGCACACACACACUGCAAUCCCAUAAUGCCUCUCAGCAGGGCCGUGUGGUGCCGUGUGGAGCUGCCAUAAGCUGGUGUAAGAUCUCCUCUCAGCCCCUGGAUGUCACUGCUAACGGCUAUAAGCAGGGUGCGACUAAGAAAUCUCAGGGAACGCCUCAGGCUCGAUCGUCGAUCAGUAAGGUGGAGCUUUUUCACUCCUUCCUUAAGCUGCUGGAGUUAACAGACCCCUCAGAGCUUCCUGUGUCCCUCAGGGGAAAAGCUCUGAGCUCAUAUUUAGACUAUAAAGUAGCAGCGGAUGAAUACCAGCAGGUCUGGACUGCACUGCGCACUCAAGUAUUCAGUCUGUGGCCUCAGAGCCCUAGAGACCUUCUGCACUUCACCUGACACACACACACACACACACACACACACACACACACACACGGUUGUCGUGUGAAAUGUAGAACAUGUUCUCCGACUGUAAAUCCUUUACAACAGGCAGCGGUGAUGAUGUGCAUCAUUUCGUCGCCAUGACGACAGCUCAUCAUUAAAGUACCCUAAACCUUAUGCACUGUUUUAAAGCAGUUACAUAAUAACAUGAGAGUUUUAUUGUGUCUUUGGACUUGAUUACGAGGUUAUAGUUCUGCUUUUAAACCGAGGACAUGAGAGAAGAGCGAUGGUUCUUUAGGUGUGGGUGUCGGCCGACGAGGUCAGAGGUCAUGACAGUGUGUGUUCAAUAAACUGCAGCACACAAAACAAACACCUGAUCAUGUGAGUGAGUGUUUAAUGGUUCGGUCUUCCAGCUACCUUACCGUUUACAUCACCUCUUAAAUACAGAGAUAUAUAUAUAGAGAUUUAUACAGGGGUCAAUAAAAUUAAAUGUCUAAAAGUGAUUAAUAUGCAUUCAAUAAUUAUUAAUAAUGUAGAUCGUCAUGGCAGCACCUCUGAUUAUAUCGUCAUCAUCAUCAUCUUCAUCAUAUCACUCACAGAGAUACACUAACAUGAACACUACAACUGCAGGGACACUCACACAGUUUAUUCCUUAUUAAAUAUCAGUCUGUCUCACACACACACACACACACACACACACACACACACACACACACACACACACAC
This is a messenger RNA of Tachysurus fulvidraco (yellow catfish), 2294 nucleotides long. RefSeq names its product adenosine deaminase tRNA specific 1 (gene adat1). The transcript is spliced from 9 exons. The record is from RefSeq and is a predicted model, not a curated record. NCBI's taxonomy places the organism in Eukaryota, Metazoa, Chordata, Actinopteri, Siluriformes, Bagridae. Gene Ontology annotation, biological process: RNA processing. Gene Ontology annotation, molecular function: RNA binding; adenosine deaminase activity. Bases 201 to 1583 code for a protein of 460 amino acids.